GUCAUUUCACUUCCUCCUUGGCUGUGGCAAGAGCACAGAUGAGAGGGAGGGAGGUACCAUCAGACAGCUCUCUCUCUCUGUGCUUUUUCACAAAAAAGACUGAACUGGGGCUGAAACUGAAACAGGGCAAGACUCGUAAAAGCAGUGCAGUCUCUUGCUCUCCUUCAUUCUCACAGUUUCCUGUUUAAGGAGGCCAUUUUGUAACUCAGCCUGGAGAAGAGCACAACAAAGUCUGGCAUUGUUUUUGUUUUUUGUCUCCCACAGCCGGGAGUUUCACAAUCAAGUUUGGACUUUCUCCUGUGCAGAGCAACUUCUUUGGACAAGAGAGGUGAAGGGGGGGGGGGGGGGGAGAAGGCGGAGGAGGAAAAGCAGCAGGGGGGUAGUUUUCUCCCUCAGUGUGUUUCUUUUAUGAGUCUCUCACACACAUUGCUCAUGCUUGUCAUGCCUGGACAAUAACAGGAGUCUGGCGACGAGAGAGCGCGAACGAAGUGGCUGAAAAACCAGCGCUUCCUGGAUAAGGAUUUCUCCCUUGAUCCACUGGGAGGGGGUGGACACAGGACACAAAGGAACCGGUACUCUCUGCUUUUUGUGUGUGUGUGUGUCCAUGUAUCAGUUUGUGUGCCCCUCUAUCCUCCACUGAGACAGUUUGAAUGACUGUGGGUUUUCUGGGAACUCUAGACUGCACCUGGGCGUGUGUUUGUGAGUGUGUAUGUUGAGAGCUUCAGGCAGCCAGCAGACAGGACUCUGAAUGGCUAACGCUAGCCCUUGUAUGCCCUCAGGGGCCAUGGCCCAGGUCUUCUUUCCUCCUGGGGGGUCCUCACCACCCGGCUCAGGAGUGAUGCAGCAGGGGACCCCCAUAUCUAUGCCCUCUAUGCCCACUCAGGGUGGUUUUCCUGUGAUGGACUUGAUACCAGGGCAGGGUCAUGGUGGGGUUGUGAUGCCCUCAUUGCCUCCAACUCCAGCAGGGGUGUCCUUCAUCAUCCAGAUUGGCCUGACCAGAGAAUCUGUCCUGAUGCCCCAGACUGCUGACCUGGCCUACGUGAAACAAAUUGCUUGCUCCAUUGUCGACACCAAGUUCCCAGAGUGUGGCUUCUAUGGCAUUUAUGACAAGAUUUUGCUGUUUAAGCAUGACACAUCCACCAACAACAUCUUGCAACUCGUUAAAGGUGCCAGUGACAUUCAGGAGGGAGAUCUGGUGGAGGUGGUGCUCUCUGCGGCAGCCACAUUUGAAGAUUUCCAGAUACGGCCCCACGCACUCAAUGUACACUCAUACCGGGCCCCAGCCUUCUGUGACCACUGUGGAGAGAUGCUGUUCGGACUGGUCAGACAAGGGCUCAAGUGUGACGGAUGUGGACUAAACUACCACAAGCGCUGUGCAUUCAGCAUCCCAAACAACUGCAGUGGGGCUCGUAAACGGCGUCUGUCCACCACCUCCCUGAGCAGCAGCCAGUCCCUGCGUCUCUCCACCACAGAGUCAGUGUACAGUGUAGGGACGGCCUCCACCUGCACAGAGGAUGCCAGCCUAAUCCGCUCACACACACAAAUGCCACGGACCCCUAGUGAAGCUCGGCGCUUCUACACGGGCCGACCUGUUCAUUUGGACAAGAUCCUGAUGAGCAAGGUGAAGGUGCCCCACACGUUUGCUGUCCACUCGUACACACGACCGACAGUGUGCCAGUACUGCAAGAGGCUUCUUCGAGGACUUUUCAGGCAGGGCCUUCAGUGCAAAGACUGCAAGUUCAACUGCCAUAAACGCUGUGCAUACAAGGUUCCUAAUGACUGCCUCGGGGAGACAAUUGGAGACAACAGAAGUAACUGCGACAUUUUGAGUCCUAGUGCAGACCCUGAGGUUCCCAUGGACUACAGCAAUGAGUACGACACCUCAGAUAAGUCUUCAAUGGAUGACUCAGAUGAUGCCUGCAGCAUCCCUGGGUCCUUUGCUCCUGACAACAACCAGGAUGGAACCAGCGGUGAUCAGAGUGUUUACAUCCCGCUAAUGAGGGUGGUACAGUCGGUGAGGCAGACAACCCGUCGAUCCAGUACGGCUAUCAAGGAAGGAUGGAUGGUUCACUACAGCAAUAAGGACACACUGAGAAAGAGGCACUACUGGCGUUUGGAUUGUAAGUGCAUCAUCCUUUUCCAGAACAACACCUCCAACAAAUACUACAAGGAGAUCCCUCUGUCUGAGAUCCUGGAGGUGCGUCCCGGUGGCAACUUCAGUCUUGUCCCCCCAGGCACAAAUCCUCACUGUUUCGAGCUCAUCACAGGCACCAUGUGCUACUUUGUAGGAGAGGACCCCAACACCCUCCCCGCUCUGUCCCCCAGCAACCCCCAGACUCUCCCCCCAACCCCUCCCUCCCCCAGCCAAGUAGCUCCCAACAGCGGCAUUGGGCGUGAGGUGGCCAAAGCAUGGGAGAGCGUCAUUCGCCAGGCCCUCAUGCCAGUCAUCUUUCAGGACGCACCACCUGCUGCGGGGAACACAACUCACAGACAAGCCUCCAUCAGCAUAUCUGUAUCCAACAGUCAAAUCCAAGAGAAUGUGGAUAUUGGUACAGUGUACCAGAUUUUUGCUGAUGAAGUGCUGGGAUCUGGGCAGUUUGGAGUAGUGUAUGGAGGUAAGCACAGGAAGACAGGGAGGGACGUAGCUGUCAAAGUCAUAGACAAGCUUCGCUUUCCCACCAAGCAGGAGAGCCAGCUGAGGAAUGAGGUGGCCAUACUUCAGAGUUUACGUCACCUGGGCAUUGUGAACCUGGAGUGUAUGUUUGAAACCCCAGAGAAAGUGUUUGUGGUAAUGGAGAAGCUACAUGGUGACAUGCUGGAGAUGAUCCUCUCCAGUGAGAAAGGCAGAUUGCCUGAGAGGCUCACUAAGUUCCUCAUCACACAGAUUCUUGCAGCUCUGAGACAUCUGCACUUUAAGAACAUUGUUCACUGUGAUCUGAAACCCGAGAAUGUGCUGCUUGCCUCUGCUGAUCCCUUCCCCCAGGUGAAGUUGUGUGACUUUGGUUUUGCCCGUAUCAUCGGCGAGAAGUCUUUCCGUCGCUCGGUGGUCGGUACCCCCGCCUACCUGGCCCCGGAGGUUCUGCUGAACCAGGGCUACAACCGCUCACUGGACAUGUGGUCGGUUGGCGUCAUUAUGUAUGUCAGCCUGAGUGGGACAUUCCCGUUUAAUGAGGACGAAGAUAUCAACGACCAGAUCCACAAUGCAGCCUUCAUGUACCCUCCCAACCCCUGGAAACAGAUCUCCAGUGAUGCAAUCGACUUGAUCAACAACCUGCUGCAAGUUAAGAUGAGGAAACGCUACAGUGUGGACAAGAGUCUCAGCCAUGUAUACUUACAGGACUAUCAGGCAUGGCUGGAUUUGCGGGAACUGGAGACUAAACUUGGCGGGCGCUACAUCACCCAUGAGAGUGAUGACAGCCGCUGGCAAAUGUUUGCCCGUGAACAUACUCUGCCUUACCCUGCUCACCUCGUGCCUCCUCCUCCUGCACCGGCCUCUGAUGAUGAGGAAGGCAAGGAGGAUGCAGAUGUGCAAGGCCUCACUGAGAGGGUCAGCAUCCUCUGACCAGAGAGAGACAGAUGACUCAAGCUCAUUUAGGAAGGAGAAAAGAAGUAGGGAGAGGGAUGGAGGAAGGGAUGGUCGACCUAGAGCCCGAAAGAGACAUAAAGUUGCUAAAAAUCAUAUGGUUCUAAUAAGAAUAGUAUCCAGCUGUUCAGACUUUCACAGCACAGCAUCUGUGUGCCAGCACUCAAUUUUACAGCAAUAAAUCCAAUUUCUCUGCUCCAGCCUGAGGUCAUCAAAACUUUCUUCUGAUAAUUUCCCGCUGCUGUUAUUGGUCUUUAUCUUUUGAAUCGUUGAACUCUGUUCAUGAUAAAGACUGACUGCUUGACUCUAUUUCAUAUCCUCUGUGUGACUGGACUGGGGCGUCUUUACAGAUCAAAUCUGAGUCAACUUGAAAAGCAGCAUGUUCUUCAUGUCAUACAAAAAUGCUCCAAAUAUGAAGCAAGAAAUGCCAUUUCACCACAAGCGAUUAAGAUAGGAAUUUUGUGUAGGUGUGUUUAUCGAGGCAUUUUUAAAAUGUUAAUAUUUAAAAUGAAAUUGCCUCCCAUUAAAAGAGAGAUAACAUUUGUUUUUAGUGUCAAUUAAUUGGACUGGCUGGAAUUACAGUCCCUCUUAUGUCUUCAGUAAAGAUCGGUUCAAUCUCUUUUCAGAGAUGGAAGGCUUUACAGUGACAAAAAACGUCCUCUGUGCUGGUAAUUACUAAUGUGCAGGCAAGGAGUCAAACCCAUCUAUAUUCACAAAUGCAUUCCCAUGAAUGCAUGUCCUGUAGUGUAGACUGGAAGUAUUAAUCUGGUGACAGAACAUCCUCCAGUAAUUACCACUACUUUUGAGUUACAAUAGACAGAUAUGCAAUGAAAGACAUCAUUGCGGGUUUAAAUGAACUCUAGCAUUGGGCUGUUCAUUACCUGCCACGACAGGACAGUUUUUAACAGGCUGCUGAGAGCUGACAUAUUAUACAACAUCAGCAGCAAUGACUGUUGCUGAAUGGUGAAAAUGGCUUCUAAUGUGUUGAGUCGCCCAAUCAUGGUGAACAUGUCUUCACAGUUGUGUGUACAUAAGAUUCAAAUACUGUCAUUGAAGGCAGCAUUUUUACACCUGAGCAGGUAAAUGGACACCUCUUUUAAACAACACAGCUCCUUUUUAUAUUGUUGUUAAGAAGAGCAGACCUCUCCCUAUGAUGUAUGUGCAUAGAUGGACUGCUUGGGUUACUAAACUAGAUUUUGGAGAGUGUAUGUAGUUUGAUUAUUGACUACCUGUCAUGUCAAUGUGUUGCAUGUUUCUGUGAAGUAGAAUUAUCUAGAUACAAUAUAAAACAUACUGUAGUUAUGACGGUCUAUUAUACACACGUGUAACCUGAAGUUUAUGUAGUAUUCAAAUAUGCGUAUGUGUAUGACAUGUUUGAAGGAAAAUCUAGCCUUGGUAACAGAUAAUACAAACCUUGAACAAAAUUA
This is a messenger RNA of Siniperca chuatsi (mandarin fish), 5010 nucleotides long. RefSeq names its product protein kinase D2 (gene prkd2). NCBI's taxonomy places the organism in Eukaryota, Metazoa, Chordata, Actinopteri, Centrarchiformes, Sinipercidae. Bases 749 to 3562 code for a protein of 937 amino acids. Gene Ontology annotation, molecular function: protein serine/threonine kinase activity; ATP binding. The transcript has 19 exons. Gene Ontology annotation, biological process: protein phosphorylation. The record is from RefSeq and is a predicted model, not a curated record.